Mya arenaria is the source of this 2421-nucleotide messenger RNA. RefSeq names its product heat shock cognate 71 kDa protein-like. The record is from RefSeq and is a predicted model, not a curated record. Lineage: Eukaryota; Metazoa; Mollusca; Bivalvia; Myida; Myidae. Gene Ontology annotation, molecular function: ATP binding; ATP hydrolysis activity; ATP-dependent protein folding chaperone. Bases 162 to 2087 code for a protein of 641 amino acids. Gene Ontology annotation, cellular component: cytoplasm. Gene Ontology annotation, biological process: protein refolding; cellular response to unfolded protein. The transcript has a single exon.
CUCGAAAGACCAGUUUAUGUUCACGAAGAUAAGUGAAAAUAAAUACGAAACUACUUAACUAGAAAAAAACACGUCUAUAAGGAAACUUGCGAUAGGAUUUAUUUGCGAUAUUGUUUAAGUGCAACACAAGCGUAAUAAAGACAAGUGGAAUAAAAACAAUAAUGAGCGUAAACGGACCAGCAAUCGGUAUCGACCUGGGAACGACUUACUCGUGCGUUUCCGUAUUUCAGCACGGGAAAGUGGAGAUAAUCGCCAACGACCAGGGCAACCGUACGACGCCCAGCUAUGUCGCCUUCACGGACUCCGAGCGACUGAUCGGGGAUGCCGCCAAGAACCAGGCGGCAAUGAACGCACAGAAUACGGUUUUCGACGCCAAGCGCCUGAUCGGUCGGGACUUCAGUGAUACAAGCGUCCAGAGCGACAUGAAGCACUGGCCGUUCAAGGUAAUAAACGUAGGAGGCAAGCCUAAAAUCCAAGCCGAAUACAAAGGGGAGACUAAAACUUUUGCGCCAGAAGAAAUCAGCUCGAUGGUGCUGACCAAGAUGAAGGAAACUGCAGAGGCAUAUCUCGGUAAGACGGUAAAAAAUGCCGUCGUUACUGUACCAGCCUACUUCAACGAUGCACAGAGACGCGCUACUAAAGAUGCCGGUGCUAUCGCCGGUCUCAACGUAAUGAGGAUCAUAAAUGAGCCCACGGCCGCCGCUCUGGCCUACGGACUUGAUAAAAAUCUGGGAGGUGAGAAGAACAUACUGAUAUUUGACCUCGGUGGCGGUACGUUCGACGUAUCCAUUCUUAACAUUGACGAAGGCUCAUUGUUUGAGGUGAAGUCCACGGCCGGCGACACGCAUCUGGGAGGUGAGGACUUCGACAACAGAAUGGUGAACCACUUUAUUCAGGAAUUUAAGCGGAAAUAUAACAAAGACAUCAGCAAGAACAACAGAAGUGUCCGCCGCCUGCGAACCGCCUGUGAACGUGCUAAGAGGACUCUGUCCAGCAGCACAGAGGCUAGUCUCGAGAUUGAUUCCCUGUUUGAAGGAGUGGACUUUUAUACCAAAAUUACCAGAGCGCGGUUUGAGGAAUUGUGUGCGGACCUAUUCCGGGCCACCAUGGAACCAGUUGAAAAGGCCCUCCGUGACGCCAAGCUCGACAAGUCCAAGAUUCACGAGGUGGUGCUCGUCGGUGGCUCUACGCGUAUCCCUAAAAUACAGAAGCUUCUCCAGGACUUUAUGAACGGCAAGGAGUUAAACAAGUCUAUCAACCCUGAUGAGGCCGUGGCGUAUGGGGCUGCCGUUCAGGCCGCUAUUUUGUCGGGGGACAAGUCGGACGCCAUUAAGGACGUGCUGCUGGUCGACGUGACGCCACUGUCAUUGGGUAUCGAGACGGCCGGUGGCGUCAUGACGAAGCUAAUUGAGCGGAACACCAAAAUCCCGACAAAGGCCACCCAGACGUUCACAACAUACUCCGACAACCAGCCAGCGGUGACCAUACAGGUUUACGAGGGUGAGCGAGCUAUGACUAAAGACAAUAAUUUACUGGGGCGGUUCGACCUCAACGGAAUUCCCCCAGCACCGAGAGGCGUCCCUCAAAUCGAAGUUAUUUUUGACAUUGACGCUAACGGCAUUAUGAACGUUUCAGCGGAAGACAAAAGUACAAGGAAACGUAAUAAAAUUACAAUCACAAACGACAGUGGGCGUCUGUCAAAGGCAGAUAUCGACAGAAUGGUGAACGACGCUGAAAAAUACCGAGAGGAAGAUGAAAUGCAACGACAGAGGGUAGAGGCUCGCAAUAAGCUAGAGAACUACGUAUUCAGCGUUAGACAGGCGGUAACUGAAGCUGACGCCAGUAAAGUGUCGGCUGACGACAAGGCAAAGGUCAUCCAGCUGUGUGAAGAGUGCACGAAAUGGUUGGACAGUAACUCGUUGGCUGACAAGGAAGAGUUUAACCACAAACUGGACGAAUUACAGAGGCAGUGUUCCCCGAUCAUGGUGAAACUUCACGGUGGCCAACAGCAGGGACAGCAUGGAAGUGGCCCCGCUGGUGGUCAGCCAGGCGGAUGCCAGGGUCCUACCGUUGAAGAGGUCGACUAAAUGUGUUUUGGGCUGUACAUAGCGAAACAAUUAAUGAACUUCCACGAUUAAGUUAAAUGCAUUUUUCCGAUUUUUUUUUACCAGCGCCUAGUCAUUUCAUGGCAUUUUGCAUAAUAUAACUAUUAGGAGUAUUGCAAAAUAUCCUAUAAUGUUUUACCAUUACGUAUUGUUCAACCUUCUGACGUCAUAAAUAUGUAAAUAUUAUUGAGAUUAUUUAAAGUAAAAUGGUUUUAUAUGCAUACUUCGAUGUUAUGUGACAUUGCUGUAAUUUUCUGUGAUAACUGUUAUAUUAUGAUUAUAGUCUUAAUAAAAUUUGAAUAAAAAUAUAUAUCGA